This is a messenger RNA of Protopterus annectens (West African lungfish), 6931 nucleotides long. RefSeq names its product microtubule associated scaffold protein 1 (gene MTUS1). Gene Ontology annotation, cellular component: nucleus; cytoplasm. The record is from RefSeq and is a predicted model, not a curated record. The transcript is spliced from 15 exons. NCBI's taxonomy places the organism in Eukaryota, Metazoa, Chordata, Ceratodontiformes, Protopteridae. Bases 386 to 4456 code for a protein of 1356 amino acids. Gene Ontology annotation, molecular function: microtubule binding.
GCCCUCCGUGAAGACCCGUAAGGAUAGGGAGAACUUUCGCAGGUGUACUGCAGGUGACGUCAUGAGUGAAGUGUAGCAGUUUUAUGUUCAGGGAUUAAGAAUUUGUGCUAGAACAAGCUGCCUUGUUUGUGGUAUACGUCGUUGUAGUAGGUAGUAAAAGAAUGCUUUUUAAGCCAGUCUUUUUCUUUCAGAUGCUUCAAAUAGAACCAAUGUAAAAAGACUUAAUUUGCCUUUCUAAAACUGUACAUUGGUUAAUAACUUCAAGAAAAUGUGUACAUCUAGGAUCCAAGAGUGUGGUUUCAUAGUCUGACCCAAAGAACAAGGAAACCCUCACCAGCUUUCAGUGGUUUUCUUUUGCCAUAUGAAUGUUUAAGGCUGAUGAUGAAUGAAAUGUGACAUUUAUUUGCACUACACUUAUUUCAUAAUGGAAUCCAGCAAUUUAGGAGGUGUAAAGCACAGUCAGUUUGUCAUGCACUUGGGUGACCUGAACAGCAAUAUUACUCCUAACACAAGUGUUUCUGCAAGUUUACUGAACAGCACUGUCACCUUAAGUAAUGGAAGUUUUCCUGUGCCAGAAGAAUCUAAAAGGUUGAAAGUUGAUGUCAUAAAUUCAGAAAAUGGAAGCUCUGCAGGCAUUGUGCUCUUGCAGAAUAGUAUCAAUACAUGUAAUGCAAAAAAAAGUCAAGGCUUGUAUAGGAAAAGGUUCGGAAGUGAGGAACCAGCACUCUUGUCUGCAACACCUGUCCACAGACUUGUCGACUUUUCAGUUCAAAGUGCAGAGAAAGUCAGUAAGUACUGUGAAGACAAAAAUCCUACCAAAGAUUUACAGAGCUACAAUGCCCACUGUCCUAUGGCCAGUAGUAGUACUAGUAGAACCUUUUCCUGUUUAUCUCGCACUGGAGAUGAUGGCAGCUCUGUACCAUUAAUAGCUAACAAGUGUUAUUCCGAGCCAAUAUUGUGCAUCAGUGCCAAAGCAUGUUGUGAGAGAACUGAUGAAUUAGCAGACGACAGAGGUUUGAACUUUCCUUCAUUUUGUUCAGCCGAGUUUGAAACUCGAGGAGGCAGUUUUCUUGCCUUUGCCACUGAGAAGCCUUCUACUGUUUCUCUGUUAGAGGAUUCUGAGGAUGCAAGUAGUUUGAGUGAUAAUCUUUUUGUUUUGGAACAUCAGGAUUGUCAAAAGGCAGUUGAAAUGGCUGGAACAAAUGCUGCAGAAGUGAAGAAUCCAGUUACUUUACCUGUAAAACACAGUGAACACUUACAAAGUGGACAGGAAAAUAUUAGUUUGGUUAACAGAGAAUGUACUGUAAAGAAUGUUUUUUGUUUUCCAGAGACACCCUCCCCAGCUUUGGAGCUGAAUUUCUUCAGUGAUGAACACAAUGAAGACAGGUUGCAACUGUGUUUAUCCAACAAUGCUGAAACUAAGUUAAGUAAAUGUUCAGGUGUAACCAGCAGUGAGGCGAUAUUCAACACUACAGUGGUCUUUGAAAAUAAAAGUCAUUACAACCAAAUAUUUGCAAAUGAUGAAAAUGAAGAGGAAUCUAAAAGUAUAAAAGAAGAAACCAAGAAAAAGAAUGAAAAAAAUCUUUCUAAUGUGCAGAUUCAAAAUCAAGAGCUGCUUGAAUCCAAAUGCAAAGGGAUUCGUGGAGUUGAGAAGCUUACAUUAGGCAUAAUUCAACAUAGUGGAACAUUGGAAAAAGCUGUUCUUCAUAGUGAAGAAACAUUUUUGAUAUGUAGUCCUUUGGAAACCAGUAAGCGGCCAGUAACUUGUACUUCCACGCCACUGCCAGGAUCUCGAAACAUGACUUUUAUGCUACCAGAACUUGAAGGGCCUCCUGACAGCAAUGUAGAAUCUGCUGUACAGAAUUCCAUUCCUGCAGUCUGCAGUACUACGAACUUUGUGUCCGCUGUUUCACAGUCACCUAAAUCCAAAAAAAUGGAUUUCAUGCCCAAGUCCACCAGCAGAAAGCCUAGCGUGCUAACAAACAAGCCAGGGAAAUCGGAAAUUAUGAAUUUUCCCAAACCCAACUUUAAGGAUAUUAAACCAAAGGUAAUUUCCCGGCCUGUGUCACAGGCCACAAGUGACACUUCUCCACUUGGAAAGACAUCCCCAAGAUCCCAAUCAGUAAAGCCUAAUUCAUUGUCUCCAGUGUCUUCACCGAGGCCUUCCUCUCAUGCUGCAAGAAUGCCCAGAAAUGAAAUUGCUGCUAAGCAAGAACCAGCUGCAGUACAUCAGAAGCAAAUUGCCAACAAAAACAGAUGCCCUGGUCAAAUUAAUAACACUAGAGCAUCUUCCAAAAUGAUAUCCACAAGAACCGACAGAGCAGCAAGUACUAGUAAGCAGACUUUCCCUGAUCCUGAAAAAGCCAGCACUUCAAGCUCAUCCGUUUCUGUCCCUAGUCCACGAAAAACAACUAAUGCUGUUAAAUACAAAAAACAGAAAGAGAACAUGCCCAUGAAUGUAGCUUGCUGUAGAACUGAACCACAUCUGACUGAUGCAGCCAACAUGAAGACUGGAACAGAACAGCUGAAGCAGCGACCUUUAUCAGAUGAUGCCGUGUAUGAGCAGUCAUCAGAGCGAGAUAGCGCACACACACCAGCAGCUUUGACUAGUAUACCUAAAGCAUCCAAUAUCAGGCCACUUAAAGAUGUUAGAAAAGCACCUACUUGCUGCUCAAAAAGUAAAGCUGCCACACGAACCGUGGGUUUUGAAGUUAAAGCUUCAGUUGCUGUACAUCCCAACAGAAUAGGAGGUGUCAGCAAAGAUGGUCGCUUGGUUGGAAUUUUGUCUCCAGCAAAGGCUAAACCAAGAGCUGCUAGUGGCUCAACACCAAUGAGUCCAGUAACAAAGUCUUCAUUUGCUAAAGGGUCAGUGACGUCAGUGAUCAGUUCGGGCAAACUGUUACCUCAGUCCAAAGUUUUGGGCAAAGCCUCUGAACGGACCAGAGCAUUUAGCUUGUCUUCAGCUUGCAGUACUGAGAGUUUACAAAGCAAUAUCAGCACUUCAACUGCCGCAAGCAGCAAAACUGAAGGGUCAUCCAGAAUUGCAGGCCGCCAUCUAAGUACUAGCAGAGCAGUGUCUGUGAAGGCUGCAGUUCCAACAACCCCCAAGACUAGAAGCCAGCCACCAGUGAAAAGCAUCUUACCAGGUACCAAGAAUGCACAAUCAGCAUUUAAUCUGGUUCCUAAAAAAACGUCUGCACUGGUUACAAAGCAAUUGGGAGCACUUAAUGAAAAGCAGUUUUCAGUCGAAAAGGCAAAGCAGAAACCAAGUCCAAGGAGCCCUAGGACACAGACACGGACCCUUACAGAUAUCCACACGACUGAUGCAAAAAUUGGAUCUGAAAGUUUCAAGGCAAAAUGUGAGAAACAGACUAAAUUCAUCCAAGAGCUAAAACAACUGCUGUCAGCUGGUAACCAGAAAUUAGAAGCCAUAACUGUUGUAGUCCAGUACUUCCUGGCACAGCGGGAGGAAGCACUUAAACAACGCCAAGCACUAUCUCAGGAACUUGCUAGCCUUCGUAAAGAUUUGGUGGCAACUGUUUCGAACUGUGAAAAACAAGAGGAGGAGAAAGAGGAGCUGAAGACUGGCUAUGAGUGUAUGCUUCAGAAACUGCAAGAGCAGCACCAGGCACAGCUCAGUGAGCUUGAUGACAAGUACCAGCAGUACUAUACGCAUGAGUUUGAGAAGCUACAGCAUGCCUGCAAGGAGGAAACUGCCAGAUUCCGAAGCAAACUGCAAGAGAAGGUUGACGUUUUGAACUGCACCCAUGAAAAAGUCAAGCAAGAACUUGAAACCAGCCAUGUGGAGCAACUUAACAACAUAAAAGACCAGUAUGAAGCAGAUCUUGCAGAGCUCAGAGCAUCAUAUGAAACAGAGAAGAAAACCUUAGAGGAGUCUUACGCAGAAGAACAGACUAGCCUAGAGAAAAAAAUUCAAGAAUUAAAUGAAGUGAAUACCAGCCUGAAAGAAAAGCUAAAAGCAGAAGAAGAACUGAGAAAAUCAUUUACAGAAAAAUCUAAUCAGAAGAACCCGCAGCUUGUAUAUUUAGAACAGGAGCUGGAGAGUUUAAAAGCAGUGUUGGAAAUAAAGAACGAGAAGCUCCAUGAGCAAGACAAGAAGAUGAUGUUUAUGGAUAAACUGGUAGAAAACAAUACAGCAUUAGAAGAGAAAGUAAAAAGGUUACAGCAGGAAAAUGAAGAUCUCAAGGCUCGCAUGGAUAAACAUGUGGCAUUAUCAAGACAAUUGUCUACAGAACAAGCUGUUUUACAAGAGUCUCUCAGCAAAGAAUCUAAAGUCAACAAAAGAUUAUCUAUGGAAAAUGAAGAACUUUUGUGGAAGUUGCAUAAUGGGGAUAUAUGCAGUCCCAGAAAGUUGUCACCGACUUCUCCACCCAUGACUAUGCAAUCCCCAAGGAAUUCUAGUUCACUGUCAAGCCCCACUGUGUCUCCAAGAUGACGUCAGUGGAGUUGAGACUGUAAGCAUAUCACUUGUGAUCUGCUAGUUUAUUACUAAUCAUGACAAAUAAUGGCUAUAUUAGUUGGAUAUGAUCAUGAAGAAAAAACUGGUAGUUCUUUGUACAAAGAAAUGAUCAGAGACCCAGGAAAGCAGUGAUGCAUUCUCAUUCCUGAUAAAAAUGGUCAAAUAAUAAUAUAUUUUGAUGACAUUGCACAAAAGCACUUAAAGAGCAAGACGGGUCUUGCUUUAUUUUAAUUUUUCUGUCUCCCUGUAGGAGUAUAUGAAAAACUCAGGGCAUGUAAAUAAAUGAUCACUUGUCUAUUAUUGCAUUUCCUUUUCACAGGCAACUUUUGCAGAUUGUGCUUCUAUGGUUUGAAUGGAAUGGAUGUACUAAAUUGGAAUGUGUGUCAGAAGUAGCCUUCUUUGUUAUACUCACAGUAAAUGGAGAAAGUGUUUUAUCUUUUGAUAUAUAUGUAUGUACUUUGCAUGACUGAAGCAGCUACAUUUAACUACUUUUGAUCAGAAAUCAUUGCCACAAACCUUCGACAUGGUCCUAUUUGAGUGAUUCUCCCUCUCCUUGCUGUCAGAAAAUACUGUUUAAGGUUUUGAAAUUUGUGAAGAUGAAAGUGAUCUUCAUACUAUGUUCACUUGAACUUCAUCUUAAAUUAUCAACACCAAUGACACACAAGACAAGUGGAGUACAGCAUUAUGCAUGGAGUCGAAACUCGCUUGCACGUGCACACAUGUUAUUCAAGCAACAUUUGGGGCCAAGUGUGUCCCUGGGUGAGAUGUCUAUGCUAAACUUAGCAAAGUCACAGUUUACAAAAUGCACUGCACCUUUCAAGUUCAUCGUAACAGCAUACAAUGUAUUCCCCACUUGCUUUAAUUUGUGAGCAGCUGCAGAACAAGAAGUUUUCUGCACAUCUUCAGGAGAUGAGAGAAAUGUUAUCCACUCCUCCUUCCUCAAGGCUGCGGUAUCACCUGUUAAGAUUCCUUCAGAGAAUUUGGGCUUUUUUAUAUCUUUUAUAUUGGCUAUUUUGUCAGAUAACACUUUAUCUGAGUCUAACAAGUAGCUAAGUUCUCAUUUUGCAUUAGAUAACAGUAUACUGUAUGUCAUUGAUUUGUUUCUGAAAUGCAUCAUCUCUGCAACAGAUCAUUGGUAUCUGUACAUCUGAUGGGGUAGUGCUGAACACCUUCAGUUAAAAUUUCCGUUUAAGGCAGGGAACUAUAAGACUUUAUGGGUGGCUUUGCAGGAAGACCAUCAGAUUGCAGAACUUAAUUAUUGAGCAGCCAGCUGUAGAGAGAUUAAUGGAGUAUGCUUUUUGAUUACCAAAUCUCUGCUGUAUUCUGUUUCAGUCAGUGUAAUGUUUUCUAAGUGUGAACCUGUUUACUGGUUGUGUUCAGAACACUUCUUCACAUAAGACUGUUGUUAACAUGUUCCAACAUAAAAGGCCGUCUGCUGCACUUCUGGAAAUAAGUGAUGUGGAAUACUGUUUAUUUUGGAAAUUAUUAUAUGAUGAUUCAGAAAGGGCAUGCAUUAGAUAAAGUACACAGUGUGUGUGUUUCAUUGCUUAUUGCACUCCUAAUAAUGUUCCCAUCAAUGUAUAAGCAAGAAAUGAAUUGUUUCAGUCUUGAAAGUUAAUUACCUGAUUGUGACAAAGGGGCAUUUGGGGGAUUCAUUUUGCAAGUGCAAAGGAAUGUGUCACGUAUUUUUCUCUUCUUCACUUCUUUAAAACACAGUGUUCUUUGCAAAAUGACUUUAUUCUCAUGUUUUCCUUGUUCUUUUAGUAAAUCGGUUACCUCUUAUUGCCCUGUAUACAGAUACCAAUCUCUUUCUAAAGUAGUGAUUUGGUACUGUUACCAGCUGUGUUCUAGCACUAAAACUAAUACAAUCUUCAUAAACUAAAAAAGGUAUAAUGUUUCCUAUGUACUGCAUAUGGCCCACUGCACCAUUUUGAAGUAAUUUCACUUUGGAACAAUGCCUUGGACCCCUUUUUUUUUUUGUAGUUUGUGUGCUUGUUGCCAAGUUAACCCAACAGAACCCAAAAGUAACUGACUUGACUUCACAGUUUGGUAUAGAUAUGCACAGUGUUUUGCAUCUUCUCCAGUGUUAUCUGAUUCAGGGCUUGGGUGUGUGUACAUACGUUAGAACUGUAACAUCCACCUUCCAUUGAAUGAUUUGAGAUGUAACUUUGGUGUCUUUAUUCUUUUGGCAUUCACUUUAAUGAAGUGUGUGUGUGUGUUUGUGUGUGCAAGCUUGUGAGGCUUAUGCCAAGAUUUGUGAGAGUGGAAUUUCAUAACUUAGCUGGCAAAAAAUAAAUUGACUACUGAGUGCAGUUCAAAUGUAGUUGCUGAGUGUGCGUUUGUAUUUUGUAGAUAAUGUAAGAGAUGGAUGUACAGUAAAUCAUGCACAGUAUGUUUGGAAAGUCUAUUAUGUAAAAACAGAUGAAAUAAAGAUGGCUGAAAAUGUGUUCA